CUGUGCUAUGCAGUGUUGUAAUUGGUCGUCGGUCGAUUUAGAAGUGAAGUUUGUUUGUAAACAAACGAAGAGGUGGUGUGUUAAGAAUGAUGUCGAAACGAUCAGUGGUAUGGUCAGCAAAGUUGAUCUUGCAGCACUUCAUCCGAAAAAAGCUGUUCACGAGAGAUCAUAGCAGUUUCUUUUCCGGCGCUAAGAAGUGCGUUUAUAUAAGUAGUGCCUGUUAUGUUGAGGGACGCAGAGAAGAAAGUGCUAUCAGCAAUUUUAAUCCAUCACGAGUAACAACUCAACAAAGUCCACAGGAGCUCCUUAUCCAAAAUGCAGUGAGCAGAGAUGAGCCUCUCACACUGGAGGAGUGGUCGUCAUUAUGCGAGGAAAUACUGGUCAGCAAAGGCAGACUGAAACCUACAACACUGGCUGCAUAUAUAAUGUCACAGUGUGUCAGAACCAGUAAUCUAAAAGUGGGUCUAUCGUUGCUGACAUACCUGGAAUCCACAGCUUCUGGACCAAACCUUGCGACAUUAAGUGCUUUCUUCAAGCUUUGGCAUGCUUGUGGAGGAAGUUAUGAAGAAAAGGAAAUGUUGUCACGAUAUGACAACUUGAGAAAACAGUAUCCUCUGUUAGAUGCUGCUACAUCUGAAAGUGCUGCAAUGGCACUUUCACGUACUUCGAGGUGGCAAGAUGCUUUUGAACUACUGGAUAUGAUUAAGCUGACGCACCAUCCUAAAUCUGCUGUUUACACUUCCUUGGCUGUUGCUGCAUUUCGUAAUGGAAAUAAUGAACUUGCCCACUCAGUCAUGGAGGAAAUAUUUGAACGGGAUGAUAGACGACCAGGUCCUGAGGCCUAUUUGGCUUGGCUGCAGCACAGUGAUCCAGAAGAACUGUUACAUUUUAUUGCAACCCAUGGAGAAAAGCCUACUGACGAAGUAGUGUGUGCUUUGUCUGAGAAGCUGGAAGCUGACAGAGGAUUUCAAGCAAAUUUUACAACUGUAAACAAGAGGGGCAUUUGCCAGACAUGUAACAAUCAGUUGACGCCACAGCUUCCCACACCAACUGAAUAUAAGCAGUUACAGGUGGCAAUGUUGGACCGGGUUUUACUAUCGGAUGAUGUAUUUCUUAAGACAUCACCUAAAGAGGUUGUUCACUUUCAAGACCUGUUAAAGAAGAACAGAACUUGGGAUGUAGUAAUAGAUGGCCUGAAUGUGGCAUUUGCUAGUGGCUCUUCUUCUAGUAGCAGUCAUGCCAAGCUGCUUUUUCUUGUAGUGGAACAGUUCUGGCGGCAAGGGAAAAAAGUGCUUGUACUUGGUCGCAAACACAUGAAAAACUGGCCCAAAAGACAGAUGGAAUCACUUUCUAAUUGUGCUCAGUUGUUUCUAGCUGACAAUUUAUCACAGGAUGAUCCUCUUGUACUACUAGCAGCACUACACAGUGGGCUUGGAACAAAAAUUGUUUCACGAGAUCUAAUGCGUACACACAUGUUCCUGCUGAAGGACAAGGAGCUUCGCAGUAUUUUUAGGCGCUGGCAGUAUUCACAUCAAUGCUUCUUUGAAAUUAAAAAUAAUGGAAGAGUUGUAAUUAAGGAGCCAUUGCCAUUCCACCCAUUUGCUCAGCAUCAUCAUGAUGGUUCAUGGCAUCUGCCUUAUGAGGUCCCAGGCUCAUCCCCAAAUAAGAGAUAUAAUCAUUUGGAAGUCCCAGAACAUUGGUUGUGCCUCUCAAAAGUAUAGGUUGAUCUACUCACCACCCAUGGCAGCUGAGUGGUCAGCGCGACACACUGUCAAUCCUAAGGGCAAGGAUUCGAUUCCCGGCUAGGUUGGAGAUUUUCUCCGCUCAGAGACUGGGUGUUGUGUUGUCCUAAUCGUCAUCAUUUCAUCCCCAUCUACGUGCAAGUCGCCGAAGCUGGCUACUCUUAUUAAGCAACAGAACUGUUUUGUAGUAAUUUGAAAUUUACAGUUAAUUUUAUUACUGGACAAAACAAAUUUGGUUUAUGUUCAAUUUUUUGUGUCUAAUUGAUUAUGAACUUUAUGAAUAAAAUAGAAAGAAACAUCCCACAUGGGAAAAAUAUAUGACACUCGAAGGAAGACUUGAACCAAGGACCUCACGUUCCGCAGCUGCUCACGCUAACCAUGGGACCACGGCGCUCCCUAAUUUUUUUUCCAUCUUUCCCUCUCCUUCCCUCUUUCCUGACGAAGCAACUGUUGGUUGCGAAAGCUUGAAAUUUUGUGUGUGCGUUUGUGUGUUUUUUUAUGGUGUCUAUGUACCAGCGCUUUCCCGUUUGGUAAGUCAUGGAAUCUUUGUUUUUGAUUAUGAACUUUAAGUGAUUGGAGGUAUCAUUAAGGAAAGAGUAAUUUGGUAGCAUUUAUUGUAACAUUUGUGUUUUGUGUUUCUUGGAUGAUGAAUGUUGUUAUGACAUUGAUGUACGUAGGCCUGAUGAUGGUGCAAUGUAUCACCAAAGCCGAUCACUUUUGAAUAUAGAAAUUUAAGCACACAGCUGAAGGCAAUACCAUCAAUCCUCCCAUUAUGGUAUGUAUAUCCACAGGAGGAAAUUUCAUUGCCACUUUCCUAAUAUUCUCUAGGAAAAAAAAAUUUAAAAAAAGAAAAGAAAAAUGAGCUUAGAGAUGGGGCUCCCACAGAACUGACUUUGCACGCCACCCUAGUGGCUGUUUUAUGGAAUGGUUUACAUACUUUUUGAAACAUGCAAAACCAACUGCUCAAGCUUCAGUUCUACAUAUGUUUGAUGGCACACUCACCCAUAUUAAGAACAUAAACUUCAUUGAUAAGGCCAGAGGAAAUCAUGCAAGUGUUAUGUGCUGAUCCCCAUACUUUUAAGCUGCAAGCUACAAUCUUCGGACAUGGCACAUUUUGAAGCUUUCUACACAUGAGUGUGAAAAGUUUGUUCACAAAGAUCUGGGAAGAAUUGUUACAAAGUUUCAGUAAGUGCUCUCUUGGGGGACAAUGACAGCAAUGAAUGGAUUUCAAAAGUGUGGAAUUUUUCCUCUAGAACCUAACAUGUUUACUAGGGAAGACUUUGCUGCUUCUGAGAUAAAUGACAUUAUUUCUCCAAUCAGUGGCUCCUCUCAGCACCCAAAUGUUGUGCCUUCUUCAAAUUACAGUCCCAUUUAGCACCCAGCUGAUGAACCCUUUUCAAACUUCAGGUUCAGAGAUUUUAAGUGCUAAGUCUUCUUCACGGAAACGUUCCUCUCAUCAUCUGACCACUGAAGAAAGUCUCAUCAAUAUUCAAAUGAUAUGCAGUUUUCAAGUACAUGUUCCCCUCAGUGUCCAAACACUGAAACAUCCAACUGGAGAGUUCCACAUAUGCCCAAAGGAUAUAAAACCUUCGUCUGAGGCACAGAAUUUGACACAUAGCUAGACGUAUCUACAAAAAGGAAGAACAACAAUAAUUAGUUAAGUCUAUAUAAAGCUGUGUUGCCCGAGAAAAAGUAAAGGAGGAGAAUUUUUAAUGAAAACCGAAAUGGGAGCUUGAAGAAAACAGGCCAUAAUGCCGGUACUGAAUUUAAGGCACCACAAAAUAAAAUUAAGAAGACAACAUGGAGCCAAAAACUAUUAAAAUGAAAUAUUUUACAGAGAGGAAACAGAGAAGUAGCUACCAAUGAUGGAUAUAAUGUCACAGAGUGUUUCUAUUGCAAUGAAGAAUUUUUAAGAUUUAAAGAAAAUAAUUUUUAAGAUUUAAAGAAAAUGAAAAUUGGAUCAGGCGUUGUAGCUGUAAACGCUGGGCUCACAAACAGUGUGCUGGGUUUGAAGACGAUGAUGAUUUGAGUGUGAAUUUAUUGUCUCAUUGAGAAUAAACAACAAUUUUCGCUGGUUGAGAAUUUGUGACUAAAAUGUAUGGAAAUUCAAAUUUCAAUUGACUUCUUAAUCUUCAUUAUUAUUCCAUUAAAAGUAAUCUGUUGUUAAAUAAACAUGGUAAUUUCACAUUUGUUUUAUAUCAGUAACUUAUACAAAAAAAAGACCAGGCACUGCCCACUUUAUCCUGUUGAAUGAAAUGUGCAUACGGCAUAUAUGGCCGGGAGUCCCCUUUUAGAGAGUUCUGCCACCUGCCCCUUUUUAUUUGAUGCCAUUUCAGCAUCUUGCAUGUCAGUGAUGAUGAAAUAAUGUUGAGAACAACACAACAUAUAACCCCCGAGCAGGGAAAACCUCCAAAUAGGCAAGGCACUGAAGUUGGACCACUCACAUGUCAUUCAGCCAUGCUGAUCACUCAGCUGUGGAGGCAGAUAAGGGGAGCUGGCACUACAUAAACCUUGAGAAAAAUGCAUACAAGUCGUGUAAAUUUCUGUUUGUAUACUUACAAAUAUUUGGUGUGAUGUCUUAUAAUAUGUAGAUUCAAAAUGUGUAAAAAGCAAGUUUCUAUCAAUAAUAAAGGAUUGGUGAAAAUUCAUUUUCCCUUAGACUUGCCACUUUACCCUAACUUCUCCUAUUUUGUUCUUCUGUCCCCUUGUGUUUUAAUGCACAAACUAGUUUUAGUUUCCUGAGAACUGUUAGGUAUUUUGUGAGCCUAAUGUGCUAAUUUCUUUCUAGACUGACUGUAACAUGUCUAGCUUAAAAAUAUGCCUCUUUCUCGUAAAAACAAUUCAAUUUGCCUUCCACUCCCAGCUAUUCUGUUCUUCCUGCUCCUAUUCAUGUGCAGGCCUUGAUCACUAUUCCCCGUCUCACAGUUGCAGCAGUAAAUAAAGCAAUGAUACAAGACUCCAUAGUAGACAAAAGCAAACCUCUCAAUACUUUGUUUACAUGACUGGCAGUUGAUUUAACACAAGAAAAAUACUAUUGUUUUGCUGUUUCCAUUCUCAUUCCCUAUAGGUAACCUUUAGUGCUGUAAGCUAAAUCAUACAAGUUAUUAUAAACUCAACAUAUUGUCAUCUCCUUUUUGCACUGAUAACUUGAAUUAAGCUAUAUGUGUAGUAUCACAUGUUUUGGAACUGGCAGUAUAAUUUCAAACUAUCCAAAAGGCAAGAAUUAUGGUGAUAAAUGAAAAUCACUCUACAGAGACAAGCACUUACUUUUCACGGUGUGCAUUUUCAGCUUCUUCCUCAUCUGGCAAGUGACCAAAAGGUUCAGAAGAGAUUGAUGCAACACUUGUCAAAAUGACACGAGAAUCACUGCUUGAUGUCAGCACAAGCUGAUCGUGGAAAUGAUUGUAUCUUAUACUCCACACCCUGAAGAAAUAAGUUGUAUCUGUCACUAACUAUUAAAACAUAUGAAAUCAUUUGCUGCAAAUUUCUUUUAUGGGUUGCUGUUACACUUGAAUUGGAAUGUACAAGUAAAUAAAAUUUGUUUCCUGCAUA
Messenger RNA from Schistocerca serialis cubense, 5294 nucleotides. It is a transcript of the gene mldr, whose product is annotated as mitochondrial ribonuclease P catalytic subunit. The coding region runs from base 87 to 1721 and encodes 544 amino acids. The transcript has 10 exons. Gene Ontology annotation, cellular component: mitochondrion; mitochondrial ribonuclease P complex. Gene Ontology annotation, molecular function: protein binding; ribonuclease P activity. Gene Ontology annotation, biological process: tRNA 5'-leader removal; mitochondrial tRNA 5'-end processing. The record is from RefSeq and is a predicted model, not a curated record. Lineage: Eukaryota; Metazoa; Arthropoda; Insecta; Orthoptera; Acrididae.